Fonsecaea nubica is the source of this 3210-nucleotide messenger RNA. RefSeq lists its product as hypothetical. NCBI's taxonomy places the organism in Eukaryota, Fungi, Ascomycota, Eurotiomycetes, Chaetothyriales, Herpotrichiellaceae. The transcript is spliced from 2 exons. The record is from RefSeq and is a predicted model, not a curated record. Gene Ontology annotation, molecular function: heme binding; peroxidase activity. Gene Ontology annotation, biological process: response to oxidative stress. The coding region runs from base 1 to 3210 and encodes 1069 amino acids.
AUGCCAUUGAGCUUGUCAAAACUGAAGGGUAUGCUAUGCAUCCCUGAAAGCUCUGACGAAUACUCAAAGGAUGUAGGAUUCAAGCCCGCCAAGGGGUCUCAGCCUGAUAAGACGCCGGUUGUGGAAGAGCGACCUCGUACGAGCGACUCUAGCAGCUCUGCAUCGACCAGUGAAACCAAGAGGUCAGACCAGAUCUUGGAUGUGCUCAAGACCUUCAACUUGAAGAAUCUCAGGACCGUCAAAGAUGUCGCCUUACAGCAAAUUGACGGCGAGCCUAUCGACGACAAGACAUACCUUAUGGAACGAAUCAUUCAACUAGUCGCGGAUCUUCCUAUUUCCAGCAGAACCAGCGCUACUCUGACCAAUGCGUUCCUAAACCAGCUAUGGACAGACCUGAAACACCCGGCUCAAUCAUAUCUGGGAGCAGAUUACAUCUAUCGCAAGGCGGAUGGGACCAACAACAAUAUUCUUUGGCCGCAUCUUGGGGCUGCAGGGCAGCCGUAUGCGCGAACAGUGCGUCCUAGAUUGAUGCAGCCUGUUGCCAGGCCGGAUCCCGGAGUCAUCUUCGACAGUCUUCUGGCUCGCAAGAAGUUCAGGCCUCAUCCCAACAAGAUAUCGAGCGUACUCUUCUAUGUGGCCUCGAUCAUCAUCCACGACAUCUUCCACACAAAUCACGAUGACUAUAGCAUUUCUGAUACUUCUUCCUACCUCGAUUUGGCUCCUCUUUAUGGCAAUUCUGUAAAGGACCAGGAGGCUGUUCGGACCAUGCAGGGUGGAAAGCUGAAACCUGACUGCUUCUCAGAUGUGCGGAUUCUCGGCUUUCCUCCUGGCGUCGGCGUCCUUCUCAUCAUGUUCAAUCGCUUUCACAAUCACACAGCAGAGAAUCUUGCUCGCAUCGACGAAAAUGGCCGCUUCUCGAGGAUUCUCAAUCCACAAGGCAAGCCGAAGCCGCCCAACGCCGACAAGUUAUAUGAUGAAGCAUUGUUCCAGACGGCACGGUUGAUCACCACUGGCCUCUACAUCAACAUCAUCUUGAAAGACUACGUCAGAACAAUUUUGAAUCUGAAUCGAGUAGACUCGUUGUGGAACCUCGACCCGAGAUCUGAGGAAGGCAAUGCUAUCUUUGGCCAUAAGAUUCCGGAAGCCACUGGGAAUUCUGUAUCGGCGGAAUUUAAUCUGGUCUACCGAUGGCACUCCUGUGUCUCUGAGAGGGACGAACAGUGGACCAAGGAAGCUUACACCAAGCUAUUCGGGCAUCAAUCAUCGCUGUCCAUGGGUCAGUUCCUCGGUGCACUCAAUGAUUGGGCUAAGAAGCUGAGCCCGGAUCCGGCCCGGCGAGAGUUUGCAGGUCUUCAGCGCCGACCUGGCAACAAGUACCCCGACGAAGAGCUGGCAGCUAUCUGGACUGCAUCUGUCUCGGACGUAGCGGGUAGUUAUGGUGCCCUCCACGUGCCCGAGAUCCUGAAGAAUGUGGAAGUGUUGGGUAUCAUUCAAAGUCGUUCUUGGAAUCUGGCAAGCUUGAACGAGUUUCGAGAAUAUUUCAAGCUCGAGCCCCAUAAGACGUUCGAAGAUAUCAAUCCCGACCCUUUCGUCGUCGAGCAGCUGCGUCGACUUUACGGCCACCCGGACAAUGUCGAAAUAUACCCCGGCGUAGUCAUCGAGGCGGCCAAGGAGCCCAAACUCCCUGGCAGCGGCUUGUGUACAAAUUUCACCACCUCGCGAGCAAUUCUUUCUGACGCUGUUGCGUUGGUUCGAGGAGACCGUUUCUAUACCAUUGACUAUACCCCUGCCAAUCUGACGAACUGGGGAUUCAAACAGGCAGACUAUGACUUGGCCAUAAACAACGGAUGUGUGUUUUAUAAGUUGGUGUUGACUGCCUUACCCAACAGCUAUCGACAGGACUCAGUGUACGCGCACUACCCGCUGGUGAUUCCGGAGGAAAAUAAGGCGAUCAUGACCAAGCUGAAGAAGGCAGAUUUGUACAGUUUCGACAAGCCAGAUAACCUUCCUGCUGCCGUUGCCGUUAGCUCUUCCUCAGCUUGCAGGACUGUCGUGGCGAGUACGUCUGGUUUCCGUUCAUCUUGGGAUAUGCAGCUCUUCUCCUCUGGGCAGGGACUUCAGCAUCAUCGCGAAAAGGGUCUGAUUGUCGCCCACAAGCUGCUCCAGACGGAAGGAUUGCAGGCUGCGGCAGACGCCUUCUACAAGGACGUCAUCACUGCUCUGGUCCGGAAGAGUGCGUAUCAGCUCGCAGGCUGUCAGCAGGUUGACGUCGUUCGGGAUGUUUUCAAUGUUGCUCAUGCGCAGUUCGCCGCAAACCUCUUCCUUCUGCCCUUAGGAGGUAAGGGGAAAUCUCACGACAAAUACGAUGAACAAGAUCUUAUUGCCCUUCUUUCCUCCAUCUAUGGCUGUGCAAAUGUGAAGCAACCUGAUAGGCGUUUUGCUCUGAUCAAGAAGAAACGAAAGGCGAUUCUGCAGCUCGCAGGGCGCUUGCAAGCGGAAGUGAGCAACGGCAUCAAGGGUAAUUUCAGCCUACACUCGCACUCGCCGGUACAGCUUCGAAGCCUUGCAGCGCAAGCGAUUCAGGAAGCCUCGAAGACUGGAUUAUCCCCGGCAGAUAUCGUGUGGACUCAACUGCUCCCGUUGGCAGCUUGGGUUUUCGUCAAUCAGUCGCGAGUCUUUGCCGAGGUGCUCGAUCACAUUCUCGGCGCAAGAGACAGGAAACCAAGCAUCGAAGAGCUGAAGCAGAUGCUAGACCAAGAGGGCCCAUUAUCGAGGAAGGCUGAGACCUACUUUCGCGAGAUCUGUAGGGGUCGACCAGCUACCCCCAUCUUCAGAGAGGCGACGUCUUCGCAAAUUGUGAUUGACGGAGGGACACAGCUUCAGGUGUCUGCAGGGCAGCGUAUUCUCUGUGACACAGACAAGGCUGCGGUGGAUUGUGACAGCACCAAGUUAUCUGAUGCUGGACCAGGCCAGUCCCAGGAUCCGCAGGCCUCAUCUGGAGACGAGGUUUCUCUUGGAGCUCGACUGAGCCUUGCAUCUUUGGGAUCGACCAUGUCUGUUCUUUGCGGGCUUGAAGGGUUGACCAGAGCCGUAGGACCAACAGGCCAGCUUCGGCAACUGAACGAGGGUGACGUGGUAAACUAUCUGAAUAUUGAGGAGAGCAUGGUACAGUCAUACCCGGCUACCUUGACGAUCAAAUGGCAAGGAUGA